Messenger RNA from Auanema sp. JU1783, 1743 nucleotides. The record is from the annotation of a GenBank genome assembly. Lineage: Eukaryota; Metazoa; Nematoda; Chromadorea; Rhabditida; Rhabditidae.
AUGAAUGCGAUGGGUAACGAUUACAUACGUGAGGUCAACGUUGUUAAGUCUGCCCGUGUUGGCUAUUCAAAAAUGUUGCUGGGUGUUUAUGCGUAUUUUAUUCAGCACAAGCAGCGAAAUUCCCUUAUCUGGCUGCCUACUGAUGGUGACGCCGAAAACUUUAUGAAGUCGCAUGUUGAGCCGACGAUUCGCGAUAUUCCGUCACUUCUGGCGCUGGCCCCCUGGUAUGGAAAAAAGCACCGGGACAAUACGCUCAGUAUGAAACGCUUCUCCAACGGUCGCGGGUUCUGGUGUCUGGGUGGUAAAGCGGCGAAAAACUAUCGUGAGAAAUCGGUCGAUGUCGCCGGUUACGAUGAACUGGCGGCAUUCGAUGAAGAUAUUGAGAAAGAGGGAUCCCCGACGUUCCUGGGUGAUAAACGUAUUGAGGGGUCUGUCUGGCCCAAAUCUAUUCGCGGCUCAACGCCAAAAACAAAGGGGACCUGCCAGAUUGAGCGUGCUGCCAGCGAGUCCGGGCAUUUCAUGCGUUUUCAUGUUGCCUGUCCGCACUGUGGUGAAGAGCAGUACCUUAAAUUCGGCGACAAAGAGACCCCGUUCGGGCUGAAAUGGACACCGGGCGAACCCUCCAGCGUCUUUUACCUGUGUGAACAUAAUGCCUGCGUCAUUAAGCAGCAGGAGCUGGAUUUCACUGAAGCUCGUUACAUCUGCGACACCACCGGGAUCUGGACGCGCGACGGUUUAUCCUGGUUUUCAUCAACAGGCACCGAAAUCGACCCGCCAGACAGCGUGACGUUUCACAUCUGGACGGCAUACAGCCCGUUUACCACCUGGGUUCAGAUCGUUAAAGACUGGCUAAAAACGAAAGGGGAUACAGGAAAGCGUAAAACCUUCGUGAACACCACUCUGGGCGAAACAUGGGAGCCUAAAAUUGGUGAACGGCCUGACGCGGAGCUCAUGGCCGAACGCAAAGAGUUCUUCGGGGCAUCCGUACCGGAGCGUGUUGCUUAUCUGACAGCCGGGAUCGACUCCCAACUGGAUCGAUAUGAAAUGCGCGUCUGGGGAUGGGGGCCCGGUGAGGAAAGCUGGCUGAUUGACCGGCAGAUCAUUAUGGGCCGUCAUGAUGAUGAAGCGACCCUCGUCAGGGUGGACGAGGCGAUUAACAAAACCUAUCUCCGAAAGAAUGGCGUGGAAAUGUCGGUAUCCCGUAUCUGCUGGGAUAUCGGCGGUAUUGACCCCACCAUCGUCUACAACCGCUCAAAAAAACACGGUCUGUUUCGUGUGAUCCCUAUAAAGGGGGCGUCGGUUUAUGGAAAGCCGGUGGCGAACAUGCCACGCAAGCGUAACAAGAAUGGUGUUUACCUCACAGAGGUAGGAACAGACACCGCAAAAGAGCAGAUUUAUAACCGUUUCACGCUGGUGGCGCAAAGAGACGAGCCGCUGGCGGGAGCGGUUCAUUUCCCGAAUAACCCAGAAAUCUACGAUCUAACAGAGGCCCAACAACUAACAGCUGAAGAGCAGGUGGAAAAAUGGGUAGACGGAAAGAAAAAGAUCGUCUGGGACAGCAAAAAACGACGAAAUGAGGCGCUCGAUUGCUUUGUUUAUGCACUGGCGGCGCUGCGUAUAAGCAUAUCCCGCUGGCAGCUUAACCUUGAUUCACUUCUUGCCAGCCUGCUGGAGGAAGAAGGCACCCGUAACAAUAACAAGACCCUGGCGGAUUACGCGCGGGCAUUGUCUGGAGAGGAAUAA